AGCUAGGAAGGCGAAGGGUAGAGUUGUUGUAGCGCGUAUCAAUGAAGAUAAUCGUAAAGUACUAUCGCUAAGCGUGGCAGAUGGCGCAGGUAGCGUCCGUUUCAAAAGUACUAUGUGAUUUAUACUACUAAGCCUUCAAUAAAGUAAUCACGGGCGUACUUGGCAUCCUUAUUUUCUAUUCGUAUACGUAUUCUAUCUGUUGACUGUUCGCUUUCAGUUUGACUUUGGCAUUGGCUUCAUAAGAUCAGAGUCGCUUUGUUACUCUUUGCUGAGCUUCAUUAAUUUCGUUGGGAACCACGUCGUCCCGUUCACGAACAACACAAGAUUUGUCAUCGUAUUUCGUCAAGGACUCUGCGUUUAUUUUCGACAAGUGAAGUUGAAGUUCCGGAUCCGGACAUCAUCAAGAUCGACUCUACCAGGCGCUGGUCUUUGGCCGUAAAGUCUCGGAGGAGACAGGUAUCCUCGGGCCCUUGCAGAGCUCUCGGAGAUCAUUUUUUUGGGCACAACUCGUCUGCAAUAUCUUGAACCUGCUCACUGUCGUAGACUACGUACCGUGGCGACGAGGACCAAGCUUCUAGCUUCCUGCAGUGAGAGCUAUCGCUCUCGCGGGACGCUUGCACGCUUUUCUAAGUAAUUCAAGGCUGCUCUGCUGCUGCGCACGGCUCGCACUGUGAUGCAGUCGUAGAAAACCGCUAGAGAAUUAUAUUGUGCAAGGAGUGACAGACUCCGUAAAAAAGACGCCGAGGACCACCAGCAGGAGGCCGAGCCGGAGCCGGAGAGGAGCGAAGGACGGAUCUCCAGGUGGAAAGAGACAGAAGGACACAGCACGAACGCGGCAAGCUCGUGUACAAAAGUUGAAUUCGUGUGGCGUUGACGAACAUGGUUUUGCGUCGGGAUCAUCCUGCACAGCAUCUGCUUGUCGUGGACGACCACCACCAGGACGAUCACGAUGAGGAUCUUUUGCAGCAUGUUUCGAGCUUCCAUCUGGAGGAGGAGCUGGCGCUGGCAGUCACGGAUCUGGAAGACUACUUUGAAGCUACUUUGCUCCAACAAGAAAAUAACAACAGAAGCCACAACUUGAUAAACAUUCCCGAAAAUGAUGAUCAACUUGUUCCGGACCACUUGCCUCCGGACCACUUGCUCCUCGAAGCGGCAGACGAGGGCAAGAACGCUGGCGGAGCUGAACAUGUACAUGAUGCUGGCACUUUGGAAUUGGACGGCAAACACGAGCCCGGCGUGAUCAGUACAUCUGGUUUCGCUGGGAGAACAAGAACUGCCGACGAGCGAAAAAAUAAGAAGAAUGCGCAUCUUCAAGAGGCGAAAAGGAGAAAGCCGAGUGCUGGCGCAGCUCCAUCCAGAGGCGUGCCCCCUUCCAGUUCCAUUCCGCUGUGUCAAGUGCAAAUCGAGCGCGAGGAACAGAGUCUGUGCGGGCAGGUGAUGGGCAAUCUGUUACAGGACAACUGUGUUCUAGAUGAGAACGUGAAGAUGUACGAUGCCGUUUGCAUAUGCAUUGCAGAAGUUGUAUCGCGCACGUGCAAGAACAAAUUCUUGUACACGCUACCAACGAAAAAUGCGGAAGAUGUCUGAAUGCUUUUGCAUCUUUAUCUUUAAGUUUGUUCUUCGAAUGCUUGCAAGUAUAUUAAGCGAAGAUGCCGCAAGGAACAACGUCUUCACCUACGAGAGUGAAAGGCAAAGCGCAGUGGUGAUUUGCUGCGACGUUGUUGUCAACUAGGAACUUGUGCGUACUGUGCGGUGCUUCUUGUGCACAGGAUACUCCAAGAAGCUUGUGCAGGAGGUGCAACAGCUCCGCCAAGAGUGCGGGUUACUCGAGUCGAAGCUGGAGGCCUUGACCACAUACGUGAGCCGCGUGGAGACCGACGCCAAACUGCAGGAGGAUUACAUCCAGCAUCUGGAGAAGAAUUUGGUGCGCACGCAGCUGCACAAUCAAGAGAUGCUAACCGUGAUCAGGCACGCCGCCUUCCUUCACGAGGACGACGCGAAGGCUGCUGCAGGAACAAGAUCCCUCUCGGUUGACAGAGCUGAUGAAGACGGCAAGACUCAGGCACGAGAACGAAAUUCCGAUCGUUCCUCCAGUAGUUCGUCGUCUGACCCUACUGCAUCUGGGACCAUGUUGACCAAGCGCCCAGCUGCAGGUAGUAUGCUUCGAGAGGACGGUACAUCCCCUCGCGCGUCAAAAAGAAGUAAAAGCGCAGUGACGAGUUCGGGAGCAGGUGGAGGUAGCAGCUCGUCGUCCGCAAAUAAGAUGCAAGUAGAUGUUCUACUGAAAAAUCCUGCAAGAAGGACGAGAGGAAAAAUGCGUUCAACAACGAGAGAAGAUGACCGCGGUGCAGCACGGACGGAGUUGUGCGGGUCUAUUGAGGAAGAAACGGCGGCCUCCGACACUGAAGAAAGCGAGGUGGACCUGCUGUUUGAUAAGGACUUCAUUGUGGAAGAAAACAGGGUCCUGCGCGACUACUUCUUCGACGACCUCGAAGAGGAAGAAGAGCGUGCCUUGCAUGGUACUGAAUUAAACAUCUGCGAUCUAAAUCCAGCGUUUUCAUCUAUAAAAUACCUUCCCGAAAGGCGAGAAUAAGAAUUCAACAUAGAUCCAGACACGUGCAAUCAAAACUGCAAGAAGUUCAAUCGUGAUGGACAUGAUAGCAAGUCAAAUGUGAUUAGCGCUGCAGAAGUUCUUUGGCAUUAUUUAUGAUUAGGACAGUUAAGUUAUAAAUAUAAAUUUUGACAUUCCACCAGGAGCAGGUGAUCACGACGAUCACCUUUUGACCUCCACCGCAACGACCACCACGAGCCAUCUGGUGACACCCAGCUGCCGACGGAUCAGCCAGACAAGCAAGGCCGGGUCAUCCAUCUCGGACUCUCGUCGCUCCUCGCCGGCAGGGAGCUUUCGAACUUCGCCCAAUGGCGCCAACAAGACGACGACUGGCGCUUCGGGCGGAGCGAGCGAAAGUACCUACCACGGCACGAACAAGACGCGCACACCGAAGAACAUGCACGAAUUUCUCGAAGGACAAGAUGAUGAAGCCAUAUUAAGCUGCUCGUCCGAGGGAAUUUCUUCGGGGCGAAUUAUUAUUAUUCCAGACAGCAUGCACGGAGCUGCAGCAAGUAGAGGCACGGGCGAGCCGAAUCGGGGACCACAAGGGGCGCAAGGCGACAUGAUGUUGAACAUGAUGAGGUUGAACAAGAUACCAUCCCCAACAUCGGCCGGAGUGGAGGUGGAUGAGGUCAGUGGUGGGUUGCUGAGCUGUCUGACAGAAGAAGAAGAGAUCUGUAUCAAAAGGAAAAGUGCCCCCUUCCCAUAUCGAAACGGAGUCGCUGACGCUCAGUAUAUUUGCGUACACAAAUCAAAAUCAUGCGCUCCGUCUUGCAGUAAGGCAUUGAGCAGGCCAGAUACCCAGCCUAGGUAGGGGCGUCUGGGUCCAGUUGUUUAGCAUUGCAAAUGGCUGCCCUCUAGGCCCUACAGGUACAGCAUGUUGCCACAUAUUCGCUUCCAUAAUCGGAGGGAAGCCGUUGCGCUUGUCUUCUUGCAAGACAAAUCUGAUUUGUGGCCGCAAAUCAGCAACCCAAGAACGUAAAUUCUUGAAAGCGUAACUUUUCAAUAUGGGGAGGGGGGAUUUAACCUCUCGAUAAUCUGCGACAUUGGCGCGGUUGCGACCUCUGUGUCCCCGUCCCCGAAAAGUGUGUCGCGACUGAAAAAAAGCACAGGCGGGUACAACAGAAUAAAUACUUCCGUGAACCACGUGAUAUCUUCUUCUAGGAUUUCCUGUUGAUUUGUGUCAGUCCCGACGAGGCGGGUGGCUACUGAGUGACGACUUCCAAAAAUGCACUAAUUUGCUGGUGGACCAUCACGUCAGAACAAAUCAAUUCAUCGGAAUGGAAGUCGCCUACCGGCUGCGGCAUUGAUUAUGCUCGAAAACAUCCAAAUGUGCAUAUAAUGGAUAUACGAACGACCUAGAAAUAUGGACACCACGACCGCCAGCACGUAGGAUCGUCGUCGGCAGAUUUUUCUCACUUCAGGUAUUCCUCUCCUACGUCGCCAAAUAGCGUCGACGGCACGCAGGACAGCACGCUCGUCGGGCAAAGACUCUUCCUGGCGUCUUACAGCGAAGCCGGCGCCGCGUCCUCUUCGGCCAGCAUUUCCGAAGGACGACUGCUGGAUCAUGAUCCUAGCAAAGGUGUAGAACUAGAUGAAGCUCUAAUUUCUUCCGCGGGUAGAAAUACACGGUCAUCAACAUCUUCAUCAUCUCCGCCAUCAACGGCGACCCUGUCUGUCGCAAUAAGCGCAACCAAAUCGACGAGCUCUACUUCCUGUUCUUCCGCCGCAAGCGCCUUCCCUGCAGCAGGAAAGACCACGAAGGCUGUGGAGGAAACUGAUGUCGAAGAUGGAGUUGAUGUCGUGACCGAAACCGAAACCUGCCAUCGGAAUCCUCGGCGAAGCGAGCGACUUUCGCAGCUACUGGAAGGCAGUCCUUCGUUGUUAAAAAUGUCAUCAUCCUUCAGGGACGAGGAGGUCGCUAACCUCGAUGGAGAAGAAGUAGAGCAAGCGGAUGCAGGCCUCUAGUACGCGAUCGCCGUGCUUUGUUCCCAAUCUGACAGGUAGAGGUGGACGACCAGAGA
Messenger RNA from Amoebophrya sp. A120, 4635 nucleotides. Lineage: Eukaryota; Dinophyceae; Syndiniales; Amoebophryaceae. The record is from the annotation of a GenBank genome assembly.